AUGGCUUCUCGAGAAGUAUGGCCAAAGAAAUACUUGAGAGUGUCCUGGAUGCGUAAGAGGGACAUGCAUAUCCUGAGCGCCGGCAUCCUGAUGUACACCUCGGAUCUAAGGUUCCAAGUGAUCCAUCCGGACAAGUCCGAGAACUGGACACUGCAGAUCAAGUCGCCCCAAGAUCGGGACUUCGGGGUUUACGAGUGCCAGGUCAGCACCGAGCCGAAGAUGUCGUUGAACUACAGCCUCAACGUGGUCGGAGCAUGUUACGCCGAGUUUGGAGUACGAGUGCCUCACACGACUGGCAGCGCUUACAUGUACAGCUACGUGACCGUAGGCGAAUAA
This is a messenger RNA of Habropoda laboriosa, 336 nucleotides long. RefSeq lists its product as uncharacterized. Gene Ontology annotation, cellular component: neuron projection membrane. The transcript is spliced from 3 exons. Gene Ontology annotation, biological process: synapse organization. The coding region runs from base 1 to 336 and encodes 111 amino acids. Lineage: Eukaryota; Metazoa; Arthropoda; Insecta; Hymenoptera; Apidae. The record is from RefSeq and is a predicted model, not a curated record.